AUGGGAGCAGUAGCUGGUGGUGAAGAAAAAGAUAUUGGUGCACAGAUCGCACCUAUCAUUAAACUUGAAAAAAAUCCUUCCUCUUACUUUCGCAGUUUCUUUUUCUUCUUUAAUCAAGUUGACCACAUUCACAAUCUACCGCCAUUUUUUUUGUCUUUGCAGCCUAAUUUGGUCUUCCAUGAUGUAUUUACUCCACUUCAGGCAUCCAUCCGUACCGAGUCUUGGAAAUGUGCAGAGCAUUUAAUUACUGAAGGUGCUGACCAAAAUUUUGGACCAGAGGGAGUUAAAGAUUUGCUACUUGCAGCACCUGAAGGGAUAACACAAAUCGUCAAGCUACUGGUUGAAGCUGGUGGAGAUCCAAAUGUGACAAAUAUCCAUGGACUAAAACCAAUAGAGGCUGUAGCUGUUCACAAUCAUCGCCGUACUAUUGAGAUUCUUUUACCUGUGACUUCUCCUAUUCCAUCAUAUGUGGACUGGAUCAUAAAUGGAAUAAUAAAGCAUGUAAAUUCUAAGGAGUUCGAAAAAAAGAUGACUCGAAAAGCAAAUGAGACUUUUCUUGAGGAAAAAUCAAGAGGCGCCAGCGCAUUACAAAGAAAGGAGUACUGGCUGGCAGUAUAUUGGUACUCAGAGGUUAGUAAAACUGCGAACCAAUCGAUUCUAACAUGUAAAAGUAACAGGAAGUCUAGGGUGCACACUUUCACAAACUUAUCAAAAGCGGGGAUAAGGAACCUGUGUAGUGUUAUCUUCAUAAGCAUACAAUUAGAACAAGAGUUUGGAUCCUUUUGCAGUGAGGACCGGGAUAAUCUACUUAUGAGAAGGUUUUACUGGUAGUUUGAUGUCUCCGCUUUUCGUUCAAGAUAUCCCGGAAGUUGGGUCUUCUGGUGCUUUAUUCGGUUUACUUGGUGAGAUGCUCUCAGGACUUAUCAGGAAUUGGAAAAUUUAUAGCGACAAGUUCACAUCAUCGGUAGUACUAUGUGGUGUGAUUGGAAUAUUAAUGGUUGGUGGAGAUAAAGGAAACUAUAUAGCUGUAAGCAUAUUAGAUCCAGCUAUUGAAAUAUGGGAUCUCAACCUUGGCCCAUUGAGCAUGCCAGAAGUGUACAUCAUCAUCAAAGGUACCAUUGGAUCUAAUGCAGAAUGGGUACAUCAUAUUCCUAGCUCUAACUGAAGGUGAGCAAAAAACCUGACCAAAUGUGCAUCAUCAAUCUGAAGAAACCCAAUCCAAAAAUCGUCGCGAAGGAAGAGAUGGGAUGGAAGAAAGUAAAUUUGAUUGGAGCAGCAUGGGAAGCUACUUCUUGUAUUUGUAUUUCUAUGACACUUUUUUGCCUUAGAGACAUCCGACAAUGUAGAGAUCAUUUUCCUUCUAAAACAUUUUGUAAGACUUUUUUUUCUUGAAAGCAUUGUAAGAUUCUCAGAAUGUGAUUUUAAUAUAUAUACUCAAAUGACAACUCUUGUUCUGUCA
Papaver somniferum (opium poppy) is the source of this 1459-nucleotide messenger RNA. RefSeq lists its product as uncharacterized. Gene Ontology annotation, molecular function: protein binding. Lineage: Eukaryota; Viridiplantae; Streptophyta; Magnoliopsida; Ranunculales; Papaveraceae. The record is from RefSeq and is a predicted model, not a curated record. Bases 1 to 831 code for a protein of 276 amino acids. The transcript is spliced from 13 exons.